Portunus trituberculatus (swimming crab) is the source of this 3456-nucleotide messenger RNA. Its product is annotated as ice-structuring glycoprotein-like. The record is from RefSeq and is a predicted model, not a curated record. The transcript has 4 exons. NCBI's taxonomy places the organism in Eukaryota, Metazoa, Arthropoda, Malacostraca, Decapoda, Portunidae. The coding region runs from base 60 to 2270 and encodes 736 amino acids.
CUACCACCACCGGCACCACCACCACCACUACCACCACAGCCGCCGCCACCACCACACCAAUGCAUCGCUCGGCUCUCUCUCUCACGCAGCAGCAGGGGCGUGUGGCAGCCGCCCUCAGCCACACAGCUCUGACUUACCACGCCCCGCCCAAUGUAGCCCCAGUCCACGUCCCCACCAAGGCCGCCGCCACACAGCACGGCCUGCACACCGGCCCGUCCCGCCUGCUGGAGACUGUGCCCACCCCCCCGUCUGGCCCCGCCGCGCAGGUCACCCCACAAGGCUGGAAGGUGGCCGCCGCACCUCCCGCCGAGGGCGAGGCAGCGGCGCCCCUCGUCAAGGAAGCAGAGGCGCUGGUGGAGGCUGAGGCUGCACAGACUGAGGCGGCACCAGCAGCAGCAGCAGCAGCAGCUGAAACAGAAACUGCUCCUGCUACAGAGGCUGAAGCUGCACCAGCUGUAGAGACUGAAACUGCACCAGCUGCAACAGCCGCACCUGCUGCAGAGGCUGAAUCUGCACCGGUUGCGGAGGCAGAAACUGCACCAGCUGUAGAGGCAGAAGCUGCAUCAGCUGUGGAGCCAGAAGCUGCACCAGCUGUGGAAGCAGAAGCUGCACCAGCUGUGGAGACAGAAGCUGCACCAGCUGUGGAGGCAGAAGCUGCACCAGCUGUGGAGGCAGAAGCUGCACCAGCUGCAGAGGCAGAAGCUGCACCAGCUGUGGAGGCAGAAGCUGCACCAGCUGCAGAGGCAGAUGCUGCACCAGCUGUGGAGGCAGAAGCUGCACCAGCUGUGGAGGCAGAAGCUGCACCACCUGCUGCAGCUGCACCUGCAAUAGAAACAGAAGCUGCAUCAGCUGCAGAGGCCGAAGCUGCACCAGCUGCUGAAGCUGCACCUGCAGCAAAAACAGAAGCUGCACCAGCUGUGGAGGCAGAAGCUGCACCAGCUGCAGAGACAGAAGCUGCACCAGCUGCUGCAGCUGCACCUACAGUAGAAACAGAAGUUGCACCAGCUGUUGAAGCCGAAGCUGGACCAGCUGCAGAGGCUGAAUCUGCACCAGCUGUAGCAGAAACAGAAGCUGCACCAGCUGCAGAAGCCGAAGCUGCACCAGCUGCAAAGGCUGAAGCUGCACCAGCUGCAGUAGAAACAGAAGCCGCACCAGCUGCAGAAACCGAGGCUGCACCAGCUACUGCAGCUGAACCUGCAGCAGAAACAGAAGCUGCACCAGCUGUUGAAGCAGAAGCUGCACCAGCUGUAGCAGAAACAGAAGCUGCACCAGCUGCAGAAGCCGAAGCUGCACCAGCUGCAGUAGAAACAGAGGCCACACCAGCUGCAGAAACUGAGGCUGCACCAGCUACUGCAGCUGCACCUGCAGCAGAAACAGAAGCUGCACCAGCCGCAGAAGCCGAAGCUGCACCAGCUGCAGAAGCCGAAGCUGCACCAGCUGCAGAGGCCGAAGCUGCACCAGCUGUAGAGGCCGAAACUGCACCAGCUGCAGAAGCCGAAGCUGCACCAGCUGCUGCAGUUGCACCUGCAACAGAAACAGAAGCCGCACCAGCUGCAGAGGCUGAAGCUGCACCAGCUGCAGAAACCGAAGCUGCACCAGCUGCAGAGGCUGAAGCUGCACCAGCUGCAGAGACCGAAGCUGCACCAGCUGUAGAGGCCGAAGCUGCACCAGCUGCAGAAGCCGAAGCUGCACCAGCUGCAGAAGCCGAAGCUGUACCAGCUGCAGAGGCCGAAGCUGCACCAGCUGUAGAGGCCGAAGCUGCACCAGCUGCAGAAGCCGAAGCUGCACCAGCUGUAGAGGUCGAAGCUGCACCAGCUGCAGAAGCCGAAGCUGCACCAGCUGUAGAGGUCGAAGCUGCACCAGCUGCAGAAGCCGAAGCUGCACCAGCUGCAGAAACCGAAGCUGCACCAGCUGUAGAAGCCGAGGCUGCACCAGCUGCAGAAGCCGAAGCUGCACCGGCUGCAGAGGCCGAAGCUGCACCAGCUGCUGAGGCCGACGCUACGCCAGCUGCAGAGACUGUGGCAGAAACUGAAGUUGCUGCAGCAGCAGAGUCUGAGGUAGCAGCUGCACCAGAACCAGAGGCAGCGGCUGCACCAGAAACUGAAACAGCAGCAGCAGAGACGGCGGCAGAACCAGAGGCAGCAGCAGCAGCAACAGAGGCGGCGGCUGCACCAGAGACAGAAGCAGCGGCAGAGCCACAGCCAGAGCCAGAACCAGAGCCCGCCCCAACCUUCUUCCAGAGGCUAAGGAAAGUGUUCUUCAGGUGGUAAACAAACCUCACCGACACCUUACAUCCUACCCUACCAUACCCCACCCUUGCCACCGACACCCUACACCUAGCUGCCACCCUAGCUGCCACCCUGGCAGCCGGCACCCAGGCACACCAAUGCCCCCCCCCUCCACCCUCUUCUCUAGCAAAUCAAUGGCAACACACAAGAGGAAGUGAGCCACAGUGUGUGUGUGUGUGUGUGUUGACAACGGUGUGUGAUGCAAAGGCUGGGAUGGAAAUGUAGAAAUGCAGAAAAAAAGGAAGAAAUACCUAUGAAGAAAAAGAAAUAUGUACAUGAAAACAAGGAAGAGAAAGAAAAAAAGUAAGAAAGACUAGAGGAAAGAAGAGAAAAUAAGACAAAGAAAAGACACCAUUGAAAACAACACUACCACUACCAAGACACGAAAGACAAGAAAAAACACACACACACACACACACACACACACACACUUCAAGACACACACCUAACACAUCGAGUCCUUCCUUCCUUCACACAUACACAUUUUACUGGUGCUGGAAACAUAAAAAUAUAUGGAACCCCUUAAAAAUUUAUCAAAUCAUGUCUGUGGCCUUUAAAAUACGAGCCAUUGAAGAGGAAAGAGACGUUAAUUAGGAAAAACAGAAAAAGGAAGAAAAUAACUCGAAAAAUAACAGCAAAAGAAGACAAACAAGAGGGAAUAGAAAGACACGUUGAAAAGGCAACUCUUCCUGACUCCCACCCAUCAAAGAAAAUAAAUAAAGGAGAAUUAUAAGACGAACUGACUUAAAGAAUACACGGGCCACAAAAUAGCAAGAUAAUGUCAGGAAUAUUUCAGAAUACGAGCCGAUGAAGAAAAGGUUGUUAGUAGAAGAGGUAGAGUUAUAAAGUGGAUAAACUGCAUCAAAGAAAACGUUGAGAUGAAGGAGAAUUAUAAGGUGGACUGCGUUAAAAAAGACACGGGACACGAGAUAAGCGAAAUAAUAACAGAAAAUAGAUACAGCUGGUAGGAAAAAUGGUCAAUGAAGAGAAUGGACCCCAACAAGGAUAUAAAUUGAAAAGAAUGAAGAUAAUGAAAAAAAAAAACACUGCCUUUGGUCUAGAAUGAGGACACUAAGAAAAUAAUGUAAAGAAAAUGCAAUAAGAAAUCAGAAAAGGAUAUUAAUGACAACGAUGAUGUAACUCGUUCAAUAAAAUGACAAAAAAUAAA